Messenger RNA from Melopsittacus undulatus (budgerigar), 2078 nucleotides. RefSeq names its product gamma-glutamyltransferase 5 (gene GGT5). The transcript has 12 exons. Gene Ontology annotation, biological process: leukotriene D4 biosynthetic process; inflammatory response; glutathione catabolic process. Gene Ontology annotation, cellular component: plasma membrane. The record is from RefSeq and is a predicted model, not a curated record. The coding region runs from base 215 to 1888 and encodes 557 amino acids. Gene Ontology annotation, molecular function: leukotriene-C(4) hydrolase activity; glutathione gamma-glutamate hydrolase. NCBI's taxonomy places the organism in Eukaryota, Metazoa, Chordata, Aves, Psittaciformes, Psittaculidae.
GUAAGAAGAGCAGGAAAGAAGGAGUAUGCCGCUUCCUUUUUAGAAGCUUUUAUUCUUUAAGCAAGAGUAAUUACCAGUGACAGAGGGCAGAGCCCACUUCAUUGGGACCUCCCUCCAAACCCGCCGGGAUCCUCUACUUCCACCCUGAGCAAAGCAGGCGCCUUCACAAAGGAGUAAAAGCCUCCCAGCUGCCUCCGGCGGCAUUGGAAUAGAGAUGUCUACGGGGAAGGUCUGUUGUCUGGUGCUGCUGACCCUGGGGGUGCUGGCUGUGGUUGUUACACUUGUGGUCAUCCUGACUCAACCCAGGUGUGGUCCUCAGCAGUACCUGCAUGGCGCCGUGGCUGCUGACACUGAGACCUGCUCUGUCAUCGGCCGGGACAUCCUCAAAAGUGGAGGCUCAGCUGUGGAUGCUGCCAUUGCUGCCUUGAUCUGCACCUCAGUGAUGAACCCUCAGAGUUCAGGCCUGGGUGGUGGAGUUGUAUUUACCAUCUAUAAUGCCAGCAAAGGAACAGUCGAGGUGAUCAAUGCCCGUGAGACGGUCCCACGAGUGUUUCCACAGAACUUGUUGUCCGGCUGUGCUGCUGGUUUCCCUGUUGGUCCCCGCUGGAUCGCUGUACCAGGAGAGCUUCGGGGGUAUGAAGCAGCCCAUAAGCGAUACGGCCGCUUACCAUGGAAAGCCCUGUUUGAACCAACCAUCAAGGUCCUUUCAGAGCCACUUGUCAUUUCCCCAGUUAUGGAGAAAUUUAUUCAUCACCCAGCCUUUGCCAGCCCAGGAAAAAGCCUGUGCCCACUACUUUGUGAUGGCCAGAGGUUUUUGAAGCGUGGAGAGACCUUCAGGUGGCCAGCACUGCAGCAGACACUGAGGGUUGUAGCAGAAAAUGGAGCUACAGCGUUUUAUGAGGGACAGAUAGGAAAGGCCCUGGUGGAGGACAUUAGGAAAGCUGGGUCCAGCAUGUCACUGGAGGACCUUAAGGCAUACAAAGCAGAGGUGUCCUCAGCUCUCAACAUUACCCUGAACAACCACACCACAGUGUUUUCUCCUGGACCACCCAUGGGAGGUGCUGUGCUCAUGUUCAUCCUCAAGAUACUGGAAGAGUAUAAGCUCCAUGAAGCUUCACUGGCAACACCCGAGGAGAGGGUAGAAACCUACCAUCACAUCGCAGAGGCCCUGAAGUUUGGCAAUAUGCUAAAAUCCAGCAUGCGUGACCCAGCCUUUUCUGAAGCUCGGGAGACUGUGGGGCCCAUGCUGUCUGACGAGCUUGCUGAGCUUGCCAGGCACCGAAUAGAUGCCCGUGGUGACCACCCACUUACCCAUUACAACUUGUUGGAGCCCAUCUACAGCCACAGAUACAAAAGCAAGGGCACAAGUCAAGUCUCUGUGCUUGCUGCAGAUGGCAGUGCUGUGUCUGCCACCAGCACCAUCAACUACCCGUUUGGCUCUUUUGUGUAUUCUAACCAAACUGGGAUCAUUCUAAACAAUGAACUUGCUGAUUUCUGCAUAGCAAACAGAAGCAUUAAACCAGGAGAGAAGCCUCCCUCAGCAAUGGUGCCUUCCAUUCUCAUCUCCAAGACAGGAGACAUGCUGGUGAUUGGAGGAGCAGGUGGAGCCUGGAUUAUCAGUGCUACGAGUAUGGCAAUUAUAAACAAGCUGUGGUUUGGCUAUGACUUGGAACAUGCUAUUUCAGCUCCCAUCAUACACACUGAAGAUGACAGUAUCCUGUUUGAGGACCACUUCAAUGAGGAGGUUAGAAAUGGCCUGCUGAGAAGAGGACAUAAGGAAAAGAAAGUUAAUUUUGCAAUGAAUGUUGUGCAGGGAAUUUCCAAGGAAGGAAAAUGCAUCUCUGCUUACUCUGAUAAAAGGAAGCUGGGGAAGUCAGCUGGAUAUUAGCAUGAAAUGCCAUCACAACUUACAAAACUACAGGAGAUAACUAGAUUCAGAACGUACUUUGGCUUGGACAUGCCAGUAUUGCCUGUUCCCAUCAGGAUGCCUCCAAGAGCAUGGGUAAAACUUGUGCUUAAACCCAAUACCAGAGAAUGCAAGUCACCUUCAGGCAAUACAACAGGUCAGCCAGCCUUGU